UUGUAGCGACACGUUGGAAAUACUUUCCAUAAUUUCCAAAUUAAAUUUAACCGCUGUAACUGAACAUGACGGAGGAUAAGGCAACUGAACAGAAACCGGUUGUCGUGAAAUAUUAUUUUUACGGCUGCCUCAUAUCCAUACUUGUCGCUGGUGCCUUGAUUUUUUUAAGAAUCUGCAUCCCACCCCGACAGCUUGACGUUAAGCCAAGCAGAGAAGCAACUUAUUGGCGUAUUUCCCUGUCCGAUUUUAAAUUUUUGUACAUCUUGCACCUUAUUUCGUUCUUUGCUUUCUGUGCAAAUGAUGUUUAUCAAGAAAGCCAGAAAAAAGAAAGUGAUCAGCAAGAUAACUAUAGAUAUGACAAGGAAGAAUUAACUACAAAAAAUGCAGCUGGAAGAAUAACGGACUUACAGAAGGCGACAUUUCGAAGUUCGGAUGGUCGCCUCAAUUUAAAGGAUCAAAUCCAGUCUUACCCUAACAUGAGUACCAGAUCGUCAUCGUCCUCUGCUAAUUUAGGCAACGUGAGAUCUAUUCACACCAACAAAGCGAAUGGGAGCGCUGGGCUUGAUUGGCAAGGUACAACGGUUGGAGAGCCAACCAAAAAUAUAUUGAAUUUGGUAAAAGGAAGACUCCUAGGAAUUAAGGUUCGUUUCCGCGAGGAGGAAGGUCUAACCAGGACAGAGCCUAUUACGAAGCAAUUUGGACGUUCAAAGCAUUGUUCAGGGUCAACUUCCAAUCACAAAGACAGUCAGACUUGUAAUCCUACAAAACCUGAAGACAAACCAGGGCCAUCCACGCCAUUAUCAUCACACACGUGUAAUUCCAUCCUCUCAGUGACACAGCUCAAUGUUCUGCAAAGCAUCUACGAGACGACUCCAAUUCCCAACUAUUUUCUAAAGCAGGAGAUCGCAGAAGUUACUAAGAUGGCAGUGCGCAGUGUCGAAUCAUGGUUCCAGAGUAGAAGGGAUAUCGACAUAAAUUUUCAAACCUUUUUGAAACUGAAGCGGGAACAAUUGGGCAUUGGUGGCACGAUGAAAACAUUGUUCCGUUAUUCCAUUAAUCUUCCAUCCAUAAAGACUACAAGUCAGGUGGUAGAGAAAGAUCAGUUUGGCCCAACCCGAUCCGAAUCCCUCUCUCAGCAUCAAUUAGACAUUCUACAGGCUAGCUAUGCCACAAAGGGUGGUCAAUUAGACACUAAUGUGUUAUCCGCACUGACUACCCUGACCGGAUUGAGUGGACGAAUGAUAUGGAUUUGGUUUCAUAAUCAGGCAAACCAGGACUCUGGAGCGAGUAAUAAAAUAUUGGAGAAAAAUAAUCAUGGUUUGAAAUGGCUGUCAUCAUCAUUUCGUACUAUGGAAAAUUUUCAAACAUUGGAUGAAGGCUGA
Folsomia candida is the source of this 1382-nucleotide messenger RNA. RefSeq lists its product as uncharacterized. The coding region runs from base 66 to 1382 and encodes 438 amino acids. The transcript is spliced from 5 exons. Lineage: Eukaryota; Metazoa; Arthropoda; Collembola; Entomobryomorpha; Isotomidae. The record is from RefSeq and is a predicted model, not a curated record. Gene Ontology annotation, molecular function: DNA binding.